AUGGUACUGGUCGGUGGUACUGGAGUGAGCGUGUUUCAUCAAAUUGAGGAAGAAGGUUUUGGAGAUUUUGGAGUCGAAUGGUUCGCAGCACGUCGCAGUGGGACGAAUAUCUUUAAAUUCUGCGCUGUUGUUGGGGAAAAUUUUUAUCCGGGCAAAUACGAAAACGAGACACUCUUCCCGAAUGUCCCUGUAUUCACCAUAAACCAACCGACAGCGAGAGUAGGAUUUCUGGUGAGGAAUGGUUCGCCGCGUAAAAUUCCUGGAGCAGAGCUGGUUCUUACAUUUGACACUGCCAGCUGA
This is a messenger RNA of Gongylonema pulchrum, 300 nucleotides long. The record is from the annotation of a GenBank genome assembly. NCBI's taxonomy places the organism in Eukaryota, Metazoa, Nematoda, Chromadorea, Rhabditida, Gongylonematidae.